AUGUAUGGAAACUGGGUCAUUCUUGAGCCAGUGAUGCUGGUCGAAGCUUCCGUGCCCUCAGAAUUUCAGGGGACUCUUAUGUCUACUAUCACAAAGCGCAACGGAAUUAUCGUCUCUACAGAAUCAAAAGAAGCUAUUACAAUUGUGCAAGCUGAGGUGCCUCUAAACGACAUGUUCGGUUAUGCUGGCGAGUUGCGCAGCCAAACCGAAGGUACCGGCGAAUUCACUAUGGAAUAUUACAAGUACUGUCCCGUGCGUCCAGCGGUCUCAGACCUCCUUAUCAAUCAAGCCAAUUUAUCUUCUGAAAAGGUCUCUAAUGAGUCUAAGAAGUCAAAGAAAUCAAAGUCAUAG
This is a messenger RNA of Protopolystoma xenopodis, 351 nucleotides long. The record is from the annotation of a GenBank genome assembly. NCBI's taxonomy places the organism in Eukaryota, Metazoa, Platyhelminthes, Monogenea, Polystomatidea, Polystomatidae.